AUGGUCUCGGUGUCAUUGGCUGUUCUCAAUGAAAAUCUCCGCACAUUAACGAAAGUUUCAUCCAACGUCUGCAUUUGCACAGCUCCAGAGGUUUUGCCCUACAAAUUAGCAGCAAAGUCGCUCAAUCCAGCAUAUGGUCUUACUAAGCGUCAAGCCGGCUAUCAACCUUCUCAAACUUUCUGCAGUGGUACCGGCACUUGCGCAAAGGCAUGCGGAACGGGUUAUGAGACCUGUGCUUCGACUGACGGAGAUCUUCAUUGUUUUAAUCCUACUGCAAAGGAGACUUGUUGCCCAACUGGAACUGGUGACUCUUGCUCCGAAGGCUACUACUGCACGCAAGCUACUGAUAUCACUGUUUGGUGCUGCCCAAAUGGUAUGGAUCUUACCGCUUGCGCGGCUAUCUACUCUUUAACCGGCGUCCUUCAGUCCGUCGCACCCUCAUCCGUCGCGUUUGCCACUGGCUCAGCCAUCCCAACCAUACUUGCAAGUCCUACAACAAGUGAUACUCUUAGUUCUCCGGUUUCCACAACCACUACUACGCCACCGGUAGGAUCGCAUGGCGCCACGAAGACGGGCGGAGGGAGCAAUGGAACCUUUACGGGAAGUACUACGACAACGGCUUCUCCACCGGCAUUUACAGGUAUGGCGGCCUCGGCAUAUAUCCUAAAUGACUUUCAAGAUAAGACUUUGAGGGAAAAGGCACCUACCUAG
Sclerotinia sclerotiorum 1980 UF-70 is the source of this 711-nucleotide messenger RNA. RefSeq lists its product as hypothetical. The coding region runs from base 1 to 711 and encodes 236 amino acids. The transcript is spliced from 6 exons. Lineage: Eukaryota; Fungi; Ascomycota; Leotiomycetes; Helotiales; Sclerotiniaceae. The record is from RefSeq and is a predicted model, not a curated record.